UUUCUGCUGUAAACAUAACUUUUUCCGGCUUCCUUUUUAAAAAGCUUUUAUUUAAGGCUUGACUUGAUUUGUUUAAUCCGUUUUAUUGCAGCUAUAAAAGAACUAACAUUUAUUUGAGGCUCUUUUUGUAUCAUGCACCAGCCGGGAAGUAUUGCAGAAGAAUUGCCAAGUACAUCAGAAAUAGCAGUUGGCGGAGAGGUUAAGAAACCCGAUACUCAAACGGAUAAAACCUUUUCACGUUGUCAUUCAAUUGUGCUCACUGAAGACGACUAUAAGCAAACAAUUUCAGAGACUUAUCAGAAGCGUUUACAAAAUUUACGAAAGGAGUUAAAUUACAUAAGUGAAACAGACUGGAUGUAUGAGUCUUUGGACAAAAAAGGGAUAUAAAAUAUAAUCCGUUGAGGAUACACCUAAAUUAUUGAAAGUUAGAUGCACGUAAUUCUUUAACAGCAGAAAUGUUAUCGUUUUUAAAGAAUCUGUGGGACUCUAUGGAUGCUGAAAAGCAAAAACGUAUAUAUGCUGGAAAACUUGAGGACGAACAAAGGCACCUGGAUGCAGAAAUUGAAAAGGAGGAGAUUGAAAAGCACAAAAACGGCGAUGCUUCAGGUAUGCAGAAUAUAUUAGCAAGCGUGAAUAGAACACAAAAUGACAAUAAGAAAAAUGAAAAUGAGGAUAAGUGUUUCGAAAGGUUUGGCGUUAUAACUACGUUGACAAGUAACCAUGGAACUAUUGACCAUGCCAUCUUUUUCGACAUCAGCUCCGCGGGCGGAUUAGCAAGUGAGCUCAAGGUUGGGUGUCACGUAAAAUACUUGGCUUUUCAACAAACUCAUAGUGAUCACAUAAAAGUCGUACAAAUCAAGGAAGUGCCGGAAUCAUUUUGGGACGAAUCUAUGUCAACUAACGAAAAGAUUGAUGAGCAAAUAGCUGAGCUGCGUAAUGAGAAGCCAACAUUUUUCAACACGCAUCAACGUAACAUACUUGGUCUAAUAAUGGAGCGUAGACCGGGUGCUAUAAUUGUUGAUACCGAGCAUAAGCUAAUGAACAUCAAUCUAGACACAGUGGAAAUAGAUUUCAUACCACAAGCCGGCGAUCGCGUCUUCAUCUGUUGCAAUGUACAAAGUGAUGAACACUUUGUUAAUCUACAAGGUGAAAUACUACAAGAAGUGAGCGUUCAUCCGGCACGUUUACUCAAGCAAGAAAAAUGUGAAGUACGACGCCUACACGCAGACUGGGGAGUAUUAAACGAAGAUUGCUUUUUCACUUUUGAUGUCGUACCUAAUGCAUGUAAACUCAAUCUUGGUGAUAUUGUGCUUGCGGACCUGAUCGAAUGCGAACGAGAUCCAUACAUUUGGCGUGUAAUUAAGUUAGCUUUACUGGAGCGCAACCUACCACAGGCCACUACUUCCGCCACUACCGGUAUACCUAUGAAUGGGGAAAGACAUUCAACAACCAAAUCACGCAACGAAAGUAAUCAUGCAAUUACUGUUUCUGAAGAUCAACGUUGCAUUUUUUCGGCAACAUUUCAGACCCAAAAGCUUGAGAUGGUGGUUAAGAAUAAUGUAGAUCGUACGAUACGUGUACUAUCAAUAGAAUUUUUAGGUCGCCGACGUGAUUCACAAAUUAAACUUAUUGAUCCAAAUCAUAACGAUACCGCCUUUGAGUUGCCAGGCCACAGUAGUCGCACACUCGUAUUUGAAGUAGAAUCAAAAUCAUAUGGCGAAACACGCGAAGUUUUCCUUAUCAAAUUCGAAAACUUUCGCGUGAAGCGAUCCAUUGUUGUGGUGGUGUGCGAGACUGAAGCCGAAGCUGAAGUUGCGCGUGCUCAACCUAACCAAAGUAUUACAGGUAUGGGAAAUAAUGCUGGUAUGCAAAAUAUGCGACAGCGUUCACGUCACUAUGCCAAUCAAGUGUGGUCAAAUAAAGGUGAAGUAAUACCGGGUGUAGGUUUAGCCACGAAGCGUCGCUUUUUGGCACAUCGUAUUGCCUUUUAUGAAGUACCCGAGCGCUUACGCAAUGCAUACUUGACAUCAAACAGUCGGCAGGAAAUGACAGAAAGCGUAGAGAGUAUGUUUCCUUGCUUGAAAGAGGAGCUCAAUUUGAAAAACUACUCUAUACGUUUUCAAACAUUGGUCUACCUGGAAGAAAUCGAAUAUUUUAUAAACUUCCGUAAUUAUGAUCGUGAGCGUGCACAUUUCACUCGCGAUGGUGAGUUUCUAUCACUGACUAUUGAGAAUCUCUCUGAACGGCGUCCGUCACUUGUUAUUGGGGACACAGUGCGCGCCAUUAAUCCAUGGUCGAAUGAAAAUGAUAAUCGCAGCUAUGAUGGCGUCAUACACAAAGUACUUUUUAAUCGCAUUUUACUGAAAUUCAACGAUGGCUUUCAGUCCAAGUAUAACGGCGAAGAUUUUCGCUUGGAGUUCUAUUUUUCCCGCUUUGCAUUUCGUAAACAACACUAUGCAGUCAAUCGUAUAAUAAAACAUGUUGGCGAACAAUUCCUUUUUCCCUCUCGUGUGCAUACGCGUGAAGAACCGCAAUUACAAAUAGAGUUGGACAGUGACGAUAAUCUCAUUUUACACGACACAAAAUGCCCCUGGUUCAAUCCAGUUUUGAAUCCUAUACAAAAACGUGCCAUACGCAAUAUUUUGCGUGGUGAAGCGCAUAAUAUGCCUUAUGUCAUUUUCGGUCCACCCGGCACAGGCAAAACAAUGACACUCGUUGAAACGAUGUUGCAGCUAGUCAAACAUUUGCCCAGUUCGCGCUUACUUAUCGGUACACCCUCUAACGGUUCUGCGGAUUUAAUUGCUACCCGUUUAAUAGAAAGCAAACAAUUGCAACCAGGCGAUUUUGUGCGCUUGGUUUCUCAAAAUCAAAUCGAAAAGGAACUUAUACCCGAGCAUCUGAUGCCGUAUUGCGCCACUGUGGAUAUGGCAGCCGAUGGCACUUCUGACGAUUCGAUGAUCGUUACAGAAUCGGGCAUGAAAUUGCGAUGCCAAAUGAAAUAUCUCGGCCGUCAUCGCCUCACAAUCAGUACUUGCACUACUUUGGGGAAUUUCCUACAAAUGGGUUUCCCACCUGGCCAUUUUACACAUGUGCUUAUCGACGAGUCUGGCCAGUGUACUGAGCCCGAAGUGAUGGUGCCCAUAUGUUUGGUUUCACAAAAACGCGGCCAAGUUAUAUUAGCUGGUGAUCCACAUCAACUUCAAGCGAUAGUAAUCAAUCGAUAUGCCUCAGAUUGCGGCCUAUCUCUCUCUUUUUUGGAACGCAUACUAAGCCGUACGCCAUACUUGCGUGAUGUAAUGCGUUUCCCCGAUACAUCCGGUUUUGAUCCACGUUUAGUCACAAAACUACUAUAUAAUUACCGCUCAUUGCCGUCCAUACUUAAUGUGUAUAGUGAAUUGUUCUACGACUCUGAGCUGCGUCCUAUGGUGAAAGAAAAAGACUCUCGUGAAGCUGAAAAGUUGCAGAAGUUGGAUGUGCUGUUGCCACCCUCGGAGAAGCGACCCAAGUCACAUGGAAUUUUCUUUUACGGCACACGUAGUGAAAAUAAACAGGAAUCGGAUUCACCUUCGUGGUUCAAUCCAUUAGAAGCACGAAAUGUCUUCCUGAUGACCAUCAAAUUGUAUCGACAAGGCAUUAAACCUGAAAAUAUUGGUAUUAUAACGCCCUACAUGAAGCAAGUGAAACAUUUGCGCACUCUUUUCAUCGAAGCCGACAUUGCCAUGCCGAAAGUAGGCUCCGUCGAAGAAUUCCAGGGACAGGAGCGUGACAUUAUCCUUAUCUCCACAGUGCGCUCUGCAAAAAAACUGAUUAACAACGACUUGCGCCAUUCGCUCGGCUUCGUGCAGAGUGCCAAACGCAUGAAUGUCGCCAUUUCGCGUGCUCGCUAUCUCAUGUUCAUAUUUGGCAAUCCACAUUUGCUUUAUUUGGAUCACUGCUGGCGUACUUGCAUUAAAUACUGUGUGGAUAAUGAGGCAUAUUUGGGUUGUGAUUUGCCGGACGAUUUCGAAACUAGACCAGAACUCAAUGAGGAUAAUGAGACGGAAACCGAGUCUAUAGCGAAAUCUCCAUUACCUGCUUAAAGUUUACAUGUUGAGAAAAAUAUGGAAAUGGAAAGUUUGCAGGAAAUAUGGUAGCACUUACCUAUUUCCCUAUUUAGUUUUUUAUAUAUUAUAAUAUUUAGAAUUAGUUUUAAUCUUACUACCAGAAUGUUUGCUUUGUAAAAGUAGAUGUUCAACUCAUAAUUGAUUCCAAUAGAUCUUAUAUAAAAUGUAUGGGAAGUACUUGCCUUUGUCUUGUAGCUUUUGAAUUCUGCGCUAAAACUUUUAGCGGUUUUAUAAUUGACCGCGGUGAAGUAGUGAACUAAGUGUCACUAGUGCUCUGAUAUCCUAAAUUGGUUUUACUCUAAAGACAACAUUUAUAAUUUGCGGCUAACAUAACCAUGCAGACUAUCUUCAUCCACUUUUUGUGGACUCCAUCCCAUUUGAUGAAUCACAUACCCACAUAAAAUCUGAGAUCCCACUAAAGUUUAAAAUAUCUGAAUUGAAAGUAGUCAACAAAUGGAAUUAUAUUUACACAUUUUCUAUUAUAAUUGCUACUCUAUUGUUAUUGAAGCAUUUUACAACUUUUUUGUGAAUUCCUUCUAGCUUUCAUAAUUUUUGAGGUUAUAAAUUGAUGCGAUGAAUAUAAAUAAUUUUCGAGUUUUUGAGUUGCUGUUUGCAGAGUAUAAAAAUCAAUGUAAACUUCUAGUUUUCAGCCUAAGAAAUUCUAGGAAUUAUGCUUUAAGAGCGCCUAUACUAUAUACUGAAUAUAUUUUUUUAUGAUAUAUACAAAGUUUAAUAAUAAUUUUCAAAGAAUAAUCCAAAUGAGUUUAAUAAACAUUUAUUUCAAUUUGAACGUUUUAGAUAUACAUGCUCACAUACAUACAUACAUAUUAAGACAGCACAGUUGAUGCUUUAUAUCUUUCUUUGUGCUUUUUAUAAAAAGAGAAAUAAAAUAAAAUAAAAUAAAUAUUUUUGAACAAAGUGAAAAAA
Messenger RNA from Ceratitis capitata (Mediterranean fruit fly), 5030 nucleotides. RefSeq names its product probable RNA helicase armi (gene armi). Gene Ontology annotation, molecular function: helicase activity. NCBI's taxonomy places the organism in Eukaryota, Metazoa, Arthropoda, Insecta, Diptera, Tephritidae. The transcript has 8 exons. Bases 456 to 4079 code for a protein of 1207 amino acids. The record is from RefSeq and is a predicted model, not a curated record.